AAGGAAGAAAAUCUCAGCAGUUGUCGGGUGUUUUCCGCGAAAUGCUGCUGCCACUCAGGUGGCGGAGAUGCCUGCUGCCGGCGGUGUGCCUGCCGCGAUCGGGAAUCGGGAAGCCCUCCAUUUUCCACGCCUUGGUGGUCACCUUCUUGCACUACUUCUCGUGGGGCCUCCUCACCGUGCCCUUCAUCGCCAAGCUGUCGGAGUCCUUUGGAGAUCGGGCCUUUCUGGUCGAUGGCUUGGUCUUUGGGAUCCGGGGAAUGGUCUCCUUCCUGACCACGCCUCUACUGGGCGCCCUAUCCGACUUCCGGGGCAGGAAAAUCGUGAUGCUACUGGCAGUGGCCACCACCUACUCGCCCAUCCCCUUCAUGGUCAUCCCAGGCUGGAGCUUCUUCGUCCUGGUGACCCUCAGUGGGGUCUUCGGGAAUACCUAUUCCGCCUCGCUGGCCUACGUGGCGGAUGUGACUGCCCCCCAGGAGCGAUCGAGGGCCUACGGGAUAAUGUCCGCCACCUAUGGAGCUGGGAUGGCCCUCUCGCCCAUGUUGGGCAACUACCUGAUGGACUCCUUUGGAACCACGACCAUCAUGGCCUUGUCCUCCGCCACUGGUUUCUUGAACAUUUUGUUCAUCAUCUUUGCGGUUCCGGAGAGUUUGGCGGAAAGGAAGAAGUCUGAAAGCCUGGUUCUGGAAGGGAUAUCUACCAUUAAGCCACAGGAUAUGAAGGUCCUGAGAAGCACUAACCAUCACGAGAAGGUCAAGUUUUCAAUAAUUGAGGAGAAAGUUCACAACUCUCAUCCGAAAAACAAGAAAACUAAGGAAGACAGGAGUUCCAAGGAGGAAACUGCAUAUCCUUUGGGGGAAGAAAGGACCUUAACUACUCCUAAGGACAUCCCCACCCAAAGAAAGAACCUCAAAGUCUCCGACCUCCUGCAAGUUGUAAGCCAGCUCUCCCAGGACCGGAGCCUCCUGGCCGUCUACCUCAUCAGUUUCCUGGGACUGUGGCCCUUUGCCGGAGUGGACUCCUGUGUGCCCACCUACCUGAAGCUCAACAUGGGCUUCAGCUACGGGGAUGUGUCCCUCCUGGUGGGCAUGGUGGCCCUCAUUGGCAUCACCUCGAACCUCCUGCUGGGCUCCAUAAUGCGCCUCCUGGGGGCCAAGUGGGCGAUACGACUGGGCCUGGUACUGAUGAUGGUGCAGCUCCUCCUCUUUGGCUUUGGAACCAGCCACUGGGUGUUGUGGUUGGCUGGCAUCCUGGCCUCUGUGUCCACCAUCAUCCAGGCGGCCUGCAGCACGGUGGCUUCUCUCUACGCCGCCCCGGAGAACCAAGGAGCUGUCCUGGGAGUCCUCACUGGGAUUGAGAGUCUGUGCGAUGGUCUGGGACCAGCCGUCUUCGGAGUUCUCUUUUAUCUUUUCCAAGAGGAUUCCAAGGAUCCCCAGGAAGCUAAGCCCCCCAUCCCAUUUCCCUUUGUAGUGGGCGCCCUUGGGGUCCUGGUGGCUCUCUUCCUCACAAAUUUCUUAAAAAAGGAGUCUCCUUCGGAUAGGCAAAGGCUCUACAGGAUUUUCAAGGAGGAAGAUGUCCUGAAGAAUGAAGAAUUUUAAUUUUUA
Molecule: messenger RNA, 1601 nt
Organism: Drosophila ananassae
Lineage: Eukaryota; Metazoa; Arthropoda; Insecta; Diptera; Drosophilidae
Product: hippocampus abundant transcript 1 protein
Exons: 1
Coding region: 42-1595 (517 amino acids)
Biological process (GO): transmembrane transport
Molecular function (GO): transmembrane transporter activity
Source: RefSeq, a predicted model, not a curated record